AUGAGACAGCCCAAGUAUGGCUUCGGUCUUGCGCUCGUGCACGAACUCUCCUCCCGCCCAGCAACAGAGAUUAGCAAAAUCUAUGCUACCGCACGAGGAGACUCAACGCCCUUGAGCGAGCUUGCCACUGCCUCAGCAGGACGAGUCCCCGUGGUCCAACUCGACGUUACAGACGAGUUAUCCAUCCGGAACGCUGCAGCCGAGGUCGAGAAGCAGCUUAGCGGCAAGGGACUGGAUAUCUUGAUCAACAAUGCCGGAGUCUGCCAGGACGUCGGCGAUGGGGUGAAAUUAAUGGAUCAUCUUGCAGAGAGCUUCACCAUCAACGUCCCCGGUGUCCACUACACCACACAGGCCGUGCUACCACUCCUGCAACGCGGUUCCCUCAAGAAGGUGGCGAACCUCAUAACCUCCCUUGCCUCCAUUACCCUAGCUCGCGCGUCGCGCGACGUCCCCGCCCCAGCGUACAAGAUCUCCAAGUUCGCCCUGCACGCGCUCACCGUGCAGUAUGCCCUGGACCAUGAGAAGGACGACUUCGCCUUUGUGGCCAUUGCCCCUGGUUGGAUGAAAACCGAUCUCGGCAGCGGAGACAUCGCCGACCUGACGCCCGAGCAAGGGGCCAAGGCAUCGUUGGAGAUUCUGUUCCGACCAAAUGGAGAGAUCAACGGGCAAUUUCUCAAGGUAUUGGUCCCCGGGUGGGAGAAUGCCACGGGUCGGAAUGUUUACGAUGGGACGAUGGUACCUUGGUAG
Molecule: messenger RNA, 747 nt
Organism: Aspergillus brunneoviolaceus CBS 621.78
Lineage: Eukaryota; Fungi; Ascomycota; Eurotiomycetes; Eurotiales; Aspergillaceae
Product: short chain dehydrogenase reductase
Exons: 5
Coding region: 1-747 (248 amino acids)
Molecular function (GO): oxidoreductase activity, acting on the CH-OH group of donors, NAD or NADP as acceptor
Source: RefSeq, a predicted model, not a curated record